Phyllostomus discolor (pale spear-nosed bat) is the source of this 4024-nucleotide messenger RNA. RefSeq names its product inositol polyphosphate-5-phosphatase J (gene INPP5J). Gene Ontology annotation, biological process: phosphatidylinositol dephosphorylation; negative regulation of peptidyl-serine phosphorylation. Gene Ontology annotation, molecular function: phosphatidylinositol-3,4,5-trisphosphate 5-phosphatase activity; phosphatidylinositol-4,5-bisphosphate 5-phosphatase activity. The coding region runs from base 1056 to 3761 and encodes 901 amino acids. The record is from RefSeq and is a predicted model, not a curated record. NCBI's taxonomy places the organism in Eukaryota, Metazoa, Chordata, Mammalia, Chiroptera, Phyllostomidae. Gene Ontology annotation, cellular component: cytoplasm; plasma membrane; ruffle. The transcript has 13 exons.
GCUGUGGGAGUCCUAGGGCAGGCAGAUAGGAGUCUGCAGAGGAGAAGGGGCAGUGCUGAGGCUGAAAUGGGAAAGGACUCCAGUAGCUGGAGCCUGAGUGUCUGGCUCUGGGAUGGGAAGAAUAGAGCCAGGCAGGCAGCAGGCAUCAAGGCCUGGAAAUGGGGCAAGGGUGGGGGCCAAGGCAAGUCCUGAGAUGGCAGGGCACCAGGAAGGUCACAGGAUCAGGGUAGAGACUCAGGUGUCUUGGAGGCCCUGAAGAGGGUGCUGACCUCUGAGCUACUUGUUUCGACUUUUCCCUCAGGUGUGUCAAUGCCCCUCCCUUCAGCAAGGGCCAACCAGGCCUACUGGCGGGGUGACGGAGGGGUACAGACAGAGCUUACUCCAUGCUGCCAGGUGGAACUCAGGCCAAGCCAGCGGGCACACUUCCCCACACUCCCAGGACUGUGCCAGCUUCAGCAGUCAGGGGAUAGGCCACCUUGUCCUGGCCACCUCUGGGUUGGGAAGUGGAUGCCUGUGCCUUUAAAUUCUCAGCAGGUUGAAACGGCUGAUGACAUCACUGGUCCCCGGGAGCGGAGGAGCUGGAUCUAGAGCCUGAGGGAGCCCGGGCUGCCAGGGGCUGCAGACAUGGAGGGCCACAGCAGCAGUGGCAGCAGGAGGCCAGGGACCCUGGCUGGCCUGGGCCCCCUGCCCAUGCCCCAUGGGGUUUUCCAAACUGGAGCACCCUCCAAGGUGUAUGGAAUCUUCUGGGGUCUAUAUGGAAGUCGGGGCCUAAGCCACUGGUUAGGGUUACCCUGUGUCUUUAACUUGUCCUCUACAAGGUGGACUCAAGUUUUCAGCUCCCAGCCAAGGAGAAGGCAGCCCCAGUACCCUUGGAACCAAGGCUGGCUCUGGCACCUCUGGGGCCACGUGCUGCCGGGCCACUUUCCUCAGAGGGGCCAAGACUGGCUUUGUCAUCUCCUCCACCCCUCCUGGCUCCACUGUCUACCCCUGAAAGGCAGAAAACAGCUCCUGCCCGCCUCAGCUCCAGCCUGGCUUCAACCUCUGUGGGCCAGUUGAUGUCGGCCUCUGCUGGGCGGACGCCUCCUGCAGCCACUUCAGGCUCGGUCCUGGCUCCGACCUCCCUGGGGCAGCUGGUGAUGUCUGCCUCAGCUGCGCCCAGGCUGCCUCCAGCCGCUCUGGGGCCCAGGCUGGCUCCAGUGUCUAGGGACCAGAAGCAGGUGCCACCUGUCUCCGUGGGACCCAAGCCAGCACUGGCCACUUCAGGCCUAAGCCUGGCCCUGGCAUCUGAGGAGCAGCGCCCACAGCCCCCCUCCCACUCUUCCCCAAUGCCCAGUCCGAUUCUAUCGCCCUCUCAGGAACAGACCCUGGCUCCAGUAUCCAUGGGAUCAGCCCUGGCCUCUGUGGGACGGACACCAGCUAAACAGAGGGAUGUCCCAGCCCCUAGACCUCUCCCCACUUCUGAAGGGCAUCUCCAGCCUCCGGCUCAGGCAUCCAGUCCUGCGGGCUCCCCAACUUUGAUCCAAGCUCUCCCAGAUCCCCGGACCUCUCCCUCCUUCAGAGCCAGGCCCGAGGUCCCCCGCAGCAGCCCUGAGGAUCCUGUCCUGCCCCAGCCACCCCAGUCGCUGCCCUUGAAUACAGGCCAGGGCCCUACAGAGCCUGGUGCCCGCUCCCCAGGACUUCUGUCCCCCACCUUCCGGCCAGGGGUCCCCUCAGCCCAGACUGUGCCCCCACCUCUGCCCAAGCCACCCCGGUCUCCCAGUCGCUCCCCCAGCCGCUCCCCUAACCGCUCCCCCAACCGUUCCCCCAACUGCUCCCCCUGUGUCCCCCCAGCCCCUGAGAUGGCCCUCCCCAGGCCUGGCACCCAGGGUGCAGGGCCUGGUGGGCACCUGAGCCCUAGCCUUCAGCCCCAAGAAAUUCCAGUCCCAGUCACCACCUCCCCAUCUACAUCCACUUCAUCAUCAUCAACCUCUUGGUCAGCUCAGCCUACCUGCAAGAGUGACCCCGGCUUCUGGAUCACUGUGGUCACAUGGAAUGUGGGCACUGCCAUGCCCCCUGACGACGUCACAUCCCUCCUCCACCUGGGCAGUGGCAGCGAUGACGGUGACAAGGCAGACAUGAUUGCCAUAGGGUUGCAGGAAGUGAACUCCAUGAUCAACAAGAGGCUCAAGGACGCGCUCUUCACAGAUCAGUGGAGCGAGCUUUUCAUGGAUGCACUGGCGCCUUUCAACUUCGUGCUGGUGAGUACGGUGAGGAUGCAGGGUGUCAUUCUGCUGCUGUUCGCCAAGUACUACCAUCUGCCCUUCCUGAGGGACGUGCAGACCGAUUGCACGCGCACUGGACUGGGUGGCUAUUGGGGCAACAAGGGUGGAGUAAGUGUGAGACUGGCGGCCUUCGGGCACAUGCUCUGCUUCCUGAACUGCCACCUGCCAGCACACAUGGACAAGGCGGAGCAGCGCAAGGACAACUUCCAGACGAUCCUCAGCCUCCAGCAGUUCCAGGGGCCAGGGGCGCAAGGCAUCCUGGAUCAUGACCUCGUGUUCUGGUUUGGGGACCUAAACUUCCGAAUCGAGAGCUUCGACCCACACUUUGUCAAGUUUGCCAUUGACAACAACCAGCUCCACAAGCUCUGGGAGAAGGACCAGCUCAACAUGGCCAAGAACACCUGGCCCAUCCUGAAGGGCUUCCAGGAGGGACCCCUCAACUUUGCACCAACCUUCAAGUUUGACGUGGGUACUAACAAAUAUGACACCAGUGCCAAGAAGCGGAAGCCAGCCUGGACAGACCGUAUCCUGUGGAAAGUCAAGGCUCCGCGAGGAGGUCGCAGCCCCUCCGGACAGGAGAGCUACCGGCUGCAGGUGACCCAGCACAGCUACCGCAGCCACAUGGAAUACACAGUCAGUGACCACAAGCCUGUGGCUGCACAGUUUGUCCUGCACUUUGCCUUCAGGGACGACAUACCACUGGUGCGGCUGGAGGUGGCGGACGAGUGGGUGAGGCCAGAGCAGGCUGUGGUGAGGUACCGCAUGGAAACUGUGUUCGCCCGUAGCUCCUGGGACUGGAUCGGCUUGUACCGGGUGGGUUUCCGCCACUGCAAGGACUACGUGGCUUAUGUCUGGGCCAAACACGAGGAUGUGGACAGGAACAUCUACCAGGUGACAUUCAGUGAGGAGUCGUUGCCCAAGGGCCACGGAGACUUCAUCCUGGGCUAUUACAGCCACACCCACAGCAUCCUCAUUGGAGUCACGGAGCCCUUCCAGAUCUCGCUGCCUACCUCGGAGUCGGCCAGCAGCACAGACAGCUCAGGUACCAGCUCGGAGGAUGAGGAUGACAGCACCCUGGAGCUGCUCGCACCCAAGUCCCGAAGCCCCAGUCCUGGCAAGUCCAAGCGGCACCGCAGUCGCAGCCCCGGCUUGGCCCGCUUCCCUGGCCUGGCCUUGAGACCCUCCUCCCGCGAACGCCGAGGCACCAGCCGGAGCCCCUCACCCCAGAGCCAUCACCUGCCCUGUGUGGCCCGCAACAGGGGCAAUGAUGGAGGCAGCCAGGGCAGUAGUGAGGAGGGGCCCUCUGGGCUGCCUGACCCCUGGGCCUUCCCACCAUCUGUGCCUAAAAGCCUAGGCUUGCUGCCUGCCUUGCGCCUCGAGACUGUAGACCCUGGAGGUGGUGGCUCCUGGGGACCUGAUCAGGAGACCCCGACCCCAGGCAGCCUGACUCCCAGCCCCCAGGGCCGGCAGAAGUUGGAGGAAGGGGGCCUGGGUCCCUGAAGGCAGGGUGGGCUGGGGGUACAGGUGGUUCCCACUCUGCCCCAACCUUCUGCAAAACCAUCUGCCUCUCUCCUGCUGCUGCUCCAGCUUUAUCCACACCUGUCACCCUGUCCCGGCCAGCAGUGGCCAACUCGGGUCCCCUCAGAUCAAUCCUGGCACCUCAACUGUGACAAUCAGCAAAGCCCUAUCUAGACCCCCAUCUGGGAUGGAGGGGUGGGGCAAUUCUAGAGGUCACUGAUUAGGAAUUAAAUUCUCCAGCCUCA